This is a messenger RNA of Trypanosoma rangeli, 1014 nucleotides long. Its product is annotated as putative mitochondrial RNA binding protein. Lineage: Eukaryota; Euglenozoa; Kinetoplastea; Trypanosomatida; Trypanosomatidae. The record is from RefSeq and is a predicted model, not a curated record. The transcript has a single exon. Bases 1 to 1014 code for a protein of 337 amino acids.
AUGUUUCGACGACUCCCACCCACCAUCAAGGCCGUGGGCGCCGUGCGCACCAUCGUUGUGUUCAGUCAGCAGCACCACAUCCUUGAGAGCAACCAGAAAGCCCGCAGCAGCCCAAGUAACGUCUGGAUUGAGGACUGGGAGGUGGAGAACCACGGACUGAGCCCGGAGCCUGGGUCUGUUCCUACGCAGCUGCUGCUGGACAAACCGCUGGAACUUUUUAACUUUGAUCAACUUCUCUCCCCGCCAGAGGUGAUGGAGGCGCCAAAGCACAGCAGCUACAGCUCACGAAAAAUGUAUGGCGAGAAGCUGCAGUUUGAGCUUAAUGAUCGUGCACAGAAGCAUGGAUUUCAGAGUAAGUGGUGGCUCACGAGGGCGCAGGCGAUCAAGAACUCCCUCACCUUCAGGGGAAAUGCGCGUAGUUCUAUCAUUUUAACGAAGAGUUCACUUAAGCUGUUUCACUCCAGCCAACUUAUUGGCGGCGAGGCGUUGAUGACGCACCCCGUCUCUGGCGGGUCGAGGAAGCUGUACAGCAGGAAAGGCGAGGCCUUCCAAACCCUCUCGGAGCAUAUUCGUCAGAAUAUGUUUAACAGCGGCCUUUACUUUACAAACCGCCAGCUAGAGUUUUUUAAGCUGGCGGUGCAGCCAAGCCAGACACCGGUGGCACUAGACGUUAACUCGGGGGAUCGGUACCUUAUCUACAACGUGGAGCAGCUUGAGGACCCGGAGCUUGCGCUCAGGACGCUGGAUCGCUCCCCGGUGAACAUCCCGACCUUCCUCCUCUCUGGGGAGCCAAUUCAAAACGAGAGUAUGAAGAAACUCCCAAAGUUUAAGAGCAACUACUGGCUGAGUGGCCGCGAUGCCGAGUUGUAUCAAUGGCCCAUCAGGGAGGCCGAGAAGAAGGGCGUGCCCCUUCGCAACGAAGGCGCGGCCUCCCUGCAGGUUGAGCUGUACAACGUGGAGCAGCUUAGCAACCCAGAGGAGGCCUUUGCCAAGGCCGGACUCUACGUGCAGUAG